AUGUCCUCCUCCCCUCCUUCGGCUCACGCGUACAACCAUGACGGCGUGCUCGUAUCGGACGUGCCUGAGAGCCAAAGGGUCUCAGCACUCACCGACGAGACACGCAAGGUGAACGACAAUCGGACCGGCGCGGAGGCCAUCGCCCCCACUGUCGGGCCGCGGAGCGACAGCGCGUCCAAUUCUGUCAGUACCGCCGCGGGUCCUCCCGCUGCGGGACCACCAGCCGGCCGGCCCAAGCUCGACAAGUUUGCCUACUCGUUCUGGGACCCGCAGAUGGCGCCGUUCCGGAAGAUCGUCUACAAGAUCCUCGGCGGAGGGUCCAUCGUGACCAUCAUCAUCAUGUGGCUCGCUUUGCCCAUGUACUGGGGCAGUCUCUGGCUCUCCAACGUCUACACCAACAAUCUCGGCGUCCGGAUCGUCGACUAUGAUGGUGGCGCUAUAGGACAGGCGGUCGUGCAGGGAUUGAUGAGCCGAACGGGCCAGCUUGGGUACUUUACAUCCCCGGCGUCGGCGUGGCCUAAUGCCCAAGGCCUCAUCGAUUCCAUGCUGGACGAGCAGGAGUGGGCCGCGAUAUCCAUCAACUCGGGCACGACGUCAACCCUGCAGAUCGCGAGGCAGAACGGGCUCCAGUCGUACAAUGGCUCGCAGGCGAUCACGGUGUACUAUGCUCAGGCGCGGAAUGAGCUGGCGGUCAAUUCGUAUCUCGUGCCGCUCAUCCAGCAGGCAUUAGGCGAGAUCACGGGACAGCUCAGCGCUCAAUCUACAGCCCAAUAUCUUCAGGCGAACUCUGGAAAUGCGACAGCUAUCUCCCUCCUCGCUCAGGCCCCAUCCACCAUAUCCAACAGCAUCUACUAUACCCUCGACAAUCUCCGGCCAUAUAAUCAACCGGUGGCCAACGCCAUCACCCUUGUCGGACUCAUUUACUGCCUCAUCUUCGCCUUCAUCAUCGCUAUGAUGGGUAAUGGCGCGCGAGAAAUAAUCUCUCCCUUCAUGACAACCCGUAGCUACAUCCUAUAUCGUCUCGGCACCCCUCUCCUGCUUUACAUGCCCAUCGCGCUCUUCUUCGCCAUGGUCAACCUGCCCUUCCGAAUCCACUUUGACGCGCACUUCUCCUACGCCGGCGGCUUCUUCCUCUGGGCAUUCACCGUCUACCUCUCCAUGUGCGCCCUAGGCCUCGCGGUCGAGUUUGCACUCACCAUCGUCGGACCAAAGUUUAUCGGUUUCUUCCUCGUAUGCUGGAUUAUCGUCAAUGUGUCUACCGUCGCCCUCCCACACGAGCUCCAACCCUGGAUAUUCCGAUAUGGCGCCGGAAUGCCCUUCUACAACAUAAAUCGCACAGUCCGCACCAUCAUCUUCAACACCAAGAAUGAGAUUGGGCAGAAUCUCGGGAUCCUCAUAGCCUGGAUCGUCGUCAGUCUGAUUACCGUCUCGCUGGCGACGUGGCUGUCGAGAAGAAAGGCGGUGAACCUGCAUCGGAAGGCGAAGACCGAGGAGGAGCGGAUGUAA
This is a messenger RNA of Dioszegia hungarica, 1506 nucleotides long. RefSeq names its product putative response to drug-related protein. The transcript has 5 exons. The record is from RefSeq and is a predicted model, not a curated record. Bases 1 to 1506 code for a protein of 501 amino acids. NCBI's taxonomy places the organism in Eukaryota, Fungi, Basidiomycota, Tremellomycetes, Tremellales, Bulleribasidiaceae. Gene Ontology annotation, cellular component: membrane.